Molecule: messenger RNA, 946 nt
Organism: Daphnia pulicaria
Lineage: Eukaryota; Metazoa; Arthropoda; Branchiopoda; Diplostraca; Daphniidae
Product: calcium uniporter protein, mitochondrial-like
Exons: 2
Coding region: 18-506 (162 amino acids)
Biological process (GO): calcium import into the mitochondrion; mitochondrial calcium ion homeostasis
Cellular component (GO): mitochondrial inner membrane; uniplex complex
Molecular function (GO): uniporter activity; calcium channel activity
Source: RefSeq, a predicted model, not a curated record
AGAAGAAGAAUUUAGUGAUGGCUGGAGCCGAGCGGAGGACGACAACCUUCACUUUGGUCGGACUGGCUCUCAUGGGCGUCCAAUUCGGAGCUCUGGCCCGUCUCACAUGGUGGGAAUACAGCUGGGACAUUAUGGAGCCCAUCACGUACUUUGUCACCUACGGAACGUCCAUGGCUUGCUUCGCCUAUUACGUCCUCACUAAGCAGGAGUACAUUCUGCCCGAAGUUCGUGACCGCGAGUACUUGCUGCAGUUCCAUAAGAGAGCCAAGAAGGUGGGCAUGAACGUGGCCGAGUACAAUCGACUCCAGGAGAGCCUCGCCCAGGUUGAAAACGAUUUGAAGCGGCUGCGGGAUCCCCUGCGCGUUCACCAUCCGCCAGCCGGCGCCAAACUCUUCGAUCCAUCGGCGGCCGCUAUGGGCUCCUCUUCCGACCUCGUGUCGACGAGCCUCUGGAAUCGAACUCAACUCCGUCUACAAAAUCUUCUACGGACUUCCAAACAACCUUAACAUUUUCAACCAGAACAAAAACGAACAAAACGAAAAUGAGAAAACAAAAAUCAUGACGCAACAAAACAAUUACAGGUUCAAUUUCCUUCGAUUAGGUACAUUAUUAUUACAAAUUACCCCCCUCCCUCCCUAAUCUUUUACUUAACGCAGUAUUGUUAAUCAUGUUCAUUAGCGUUUAUAUAGGUGCUGAACUGUGCUGAACAUUGUUCUUUCUACUACAUUUCUCUCUUAUAACAAAAAACAAGAAAAUUAGUUUUUGGUUUAGCUAUUUUUUCGGUAGAGUCGAUUUGUCAUUGCUCCUCCUCCUCCUUCCAUACCGAAAUAAUGAUUGUUAUUAUUAUUACUCUUACUAACUAUAUUAUACCUUUCAUCUUCUUCCUUCUUUCUUUUCCUUUUUGACGAUUAUAAUUCAGCUGUGAUACACAAUCCAUGAAUGAUGA